AUGAUUGCAUUACAAAUGAUAGAUCGUCUUGAAACAUUUCAUUCAAGAGGAUUUAUACACAGAGACAUCAAACCACAAAAUAUUUUAAUCGGUAGAGGAGAUAAAUCAAAGAUUUUAUAUUUAGCUGAUUUUGGCCUCACAUCACCUUUCCUACCAGCAAGACGAGAUGGUAUUUUGCCACCUCUCGUUACUGCACAAGUAACAGGAAAUCAAUUAUUUUCUUCAACAGGAAAUCAUAUGAAUUACCAACAAGGACCAAAGGAUGAUCUUGAGAGUCUUGCCUAUAUGUUAGUAUACCUUCUCACAGGAGCUCUUCCUUGGAGUAAUAUCCAAACAACAGAUCCCAACAAAAGGGCCAACAUCCUUACAAAUACAAAAAUGACAAGUUCUGUGACUGAAAUAUGUAAGGAUUGUCCUGAUAUGUUUGGAGAUUUUUUGAGAACAAUAAAAUCACUGAAAAGUGACGAUACACCAGAUUAUAAUGCACUGAAGCAGAUGUUCAUAGAUUUUAUGGAAGAGAAUGAAAUCCAAAAUGAUCUAAUGUUUGAUUGGGCUCCGAUUCAUAAAGAACAAAAAUAUUCCCUGAAAAUAAGACGUGGACCACGUUAG
This is a messenger RNA of Trichomonas vaginalis G3, 609 nucleotides long. Its product is annotated as protein kinase protein. Bases 1 to 609 code for a protein of 202 amino acids. Lineage: Eukaryota; Parabasalia; Trichomonadida; Trichomonadidae. Gene Ontology annotation, cellular component: nucleus; cytoplasm. Gene Ontology annotation, biological process: peptidyl-serine phosphorylation; endocytosis; signal transduction. The record is from RefSeq and is a predicted model, not a curated record. Gene Ontology annotation, molecular function: ATP binding; protein serine/threonine kinase activity. The transcript has a single exon.